Bactrocera latifrons is the source of this 1397-nucleotide messenger RNA. It is a transcript of the gene eIF2alpha, whose product is annotated as eukaryotic translation initiation factor 2 subunit 1. NCBI's taxonomy places the organism in Eukaryota, Metazoa, Arthropoda, Insecta, Diptera, Tephritidae. The transcript has 2 exons. Gene Ontology annotation, cellular component: eukaryotic 48S preinitiation complex; eukaryotic translation initiation factor 2B complex; eukaryotic translation initiation factor 2 complex. Gene Ontology annotation, molecular function: ribosome binding; RNA binding; translation initiation factor activity. The record is from RefSeq and is a predicted model, not a curated record. Bases 143 to 1168 code for a protein of 341 amino acids.
AUUUUUCCACAAUUUUCCUUUGCACACCUAUUCCUCUGAAAGUGUACACGUUUUUACGGCAAAUUUCACAAAAAUCGAAAUUUGUGCUUUAGUUUAGUCAACUUUCUGUGGAAACAUCUAAAAUAUUAACCAUAUUGCAAAAAUGGCGUUGACUUCACGUUUUUAUAGCGAAAAAUAUCCCGAGGUUGAAGAUGUAGUUAUGGUGAAUGUGUUAUCCAUAGCUGAAAUGGGUGCUUACGUCCAUUUGCUAGAAUAUAACAAUAUAGAAGGCAUGAUUCUGUUGUCAGAGUUGUCUCGUCGUCGAAUCCGUUCCAUUAAUAAAUUGAUUCGCGUUGGCAAAACAGAACCAGUUGUAGUGAUACGUGUAGACAAGGAGAAGGGUUAUAUUGACUUGUCCAAGCGUCGUGUAUCAGCAGAAGAUGUAGAGAAAUGCUCUGAACGUUUCGCGAAAGCAAAAGCGGUGAAUUCGCUACUAAGACACGUAGCUGAUAUUCUAGAAUAUGACUCAAGUGAAAAAUUAGAGGAGCUAUACUUAAAAACUGCUUGGCACUUUGAGAAAAAAUAUAAUAACAAGACCGUUGCGUAUGACAUCUUCAAACAGUCUGUGACAGAUCCAUCUGUAUUCGACGAAUGUGGUUUAGAUGAAAACACUAAAGAAGUACUACUGAACAACAUUAAGCGUAAGCUCGUGUCGCCUACUGUGAAAAUUCGAGCUGAUAUUGAAUGCUCUUGUUAUGGUUAUGAGGGAAUAGACGCUGUUAAAGCUGCAUUAAAGACAGGUCUGGAUUUAAGUACAGAAGAAUUACCUGUACGUAUCAAUUUAAUUGCUCCUCCUUUGUAUGUAAUGACGACAUCUACAACUAAAAAAGCUGAAGGAUUAAAAGCUCUGGAGGUUGCAAUCGAAAAUAUUCGAAAUAAGAUUAUUGAAUCGGAAGGAGAAUUCAAAGUAAUAAUGCCACCGAAACUUGUUACAGCUAUUGAUGAAGCCGAUUUGGCUCGUCGCUUGGAGAGAGCUGAAGCUGAAAAUCAAGAAGUGGGUGGAGACGAUGAUGAGGAUACAGACAGUGACCAAGAGGGCAUGCAAUUCGAUCCAGAAAAGGAAUUCAAUCACAGAGGUGAACGUGCUGCUGGUCAAAAUGAUAAUGAAGAAGACGAUGAGGAAGAGUAGACAGAGAUACAAUUACAGUUAUUUCCAAUUGCGUUUAGACACCACUUGGUUUUUUUUAUCUAAAAAAUAUUCACAAGUUUGUUGGGGGCAGUAUAUAAACGGAAACCAUCAUUCUUUUACAACCAAAAAGGCAAUUUUGAUAAUAAAAUAUAGUUUAUGCAAUUAUUAAAGCGGUUAAAGAAUAUGGAAUAUUUUAUAAAUAAAUCACACAAGAACAAACAAAGGGAAA